Messenger RNA from Symbiodinium natans, 1827 nucleotides. NCBI's taxonomy places the organism in Eukaryota, Dinophyceae, Suessiales, Symbiodiniaceae. The record is from the annotation of a GenBank genome assembly.
AUGUCAAUGUCAAUUCAACUGAGAGUACGCUUGGCAAGCAUGCGCUUUGCAAGCUCUCAUUGCAUUUGCGUCGGACUGCAGUGGGCCUUUCAAGCGCAAGUGAAGCGAUCGGAAGUCAUCCCGCCCCUGUGUCCGGAUCCCCUCUCAGCCGCAAUGAAGCUUGCCGCGUUGCUGAUUGCAGCCGUUCUUCAGAACACGGCAGGAAUGAAGCUCGGGAGCCUCGAGAGCAAAUCAGUCCAGCUCGGCGACAAGCGCAACCAAUCCGCCCUGCUCGGCAAGACUGCCGUGCAGCUGGAGCCCGAGGCCUUCGCCUUGUUUGGUGCAAAAAACACGCCAGAGCUGGCCGAGUUGAAGAAGCAGAUGGCCAACAGUAUCAAGAAUGAGAUGAAGCCGGCCUUGAUGGCAAACUUGCAGAAGGUGCAAGCACAAGUGGACGCUGCCGCGAAGGCAGGCAACCAGUGUGGUUCCAAGGCCCUCGAAGAAGCUUCUGAGUACAACAGCAAGUUUUCUUCGGCAAAGGACGCCCAUGCGACAUGCAGGGGCGAGGAGAGCACCUUGAUUCGCGAGAACAAGACGUGUUCCACCGAACUCACGGAGCUCACAACUGCGAAGGAGACUCAGUGCAACGCCGUAACGGCCUUGGAGCAAAGUCAGUCCAGGGCGAGUGAGGCCUGUGCGACGGCCAGCGGCGAAAGCUACUUGGCACAGAUGGAGCGGCUUCGGAGCCACUUCGAUCAGGCUGUGACGGAGUACAAGAACCAGAAGGACCUGUGCAGCACGGCCACGGCAAAGGUCGGCAAGAAGCUAGGCCAGGAAUGGAAGGCGACCGAAUGCCAGGCCAUCGAAACGAGCCACAUUGAGAAGAAGAUUGCAUGCAACCAGGCCCAGGCCACCAUGGACAGCAGCUCCUGUGCCUACAGCGAAGCUGCGACAGUGGCCUGCAAGACUUGCUACACAGACGCCGCGACGUCCUAUGAAAGCAGCAAGCCGGGCUUCGCUUCGCAGCAGCAGAGCAUGCGCCAUGAGAUGGAGGCCAUUCUGCGCAUCACCUGCUAUCUGAACGCCCUGGAUGACGCCGACAAGUCCGCGGCUCUGACAACGUGUUCUGGACAGGACCACUCGACGGACGCAGAGGUUGUGAGCAUCGCCCUCACAUACCCCAAUCCUCUAGAGGCAAGCUGCUCUGCUCCGAGCGGAGUUGCGGGCACGGCUGAGUACGAAGCUUCCGUAUAUGGUGUGCUGCCAAGUGAUGCCCCCGCCGCUGCGUGCGCGGCCUCCUGCUGCGACACGAGUCCACAGCUCCGCAAGGUCUUCACAUCCUGCGGCGCGAAUGGGCCCUACGGCCCCUCGCAGGACGACUGCGACAAGGCCUACGGCAACUCGGACGUCUUGGUGCCAACCACCGAUGAAUUGAAGCGUGGCUACCAGAUCUUUACCGUUCCGGAGACUGGCAGCUACGUCCUCCUGGCUGCAGGAGCAGCGGGUGGCCAAGUCUCGGAGGGAAUCCCCGGCAAAGGUGCAGUGGUAUCUGGCAAGUUCACGCUGGACAAGGGCACGAAGCUCGUCAUGGUUGUGGGCCAGAAGGGCAAUGAUGGUGACUCAUGCAAUGAUGGCGGCGGUGGAGGUGGAGGUGGAACCACCAUUGCAGUGCUUGACCAAGGAACCGACCAACUCACCGGCGACGUGCCGACCGAUCUCCGCCAGAAGAUGGUCAAGCCCUUGCUCGUUGCAGGAGGUGGCGCAGGAAACGAUGACAAUGCCUACUGGGGCUGCAAGCACCGUUUCCAAAUUUCAGGAAGCCUUGUUGCCCAAAUUCUCGUGCCAUAG